AAUAAGCGAGUACCUUUGCGUAAGGAUAACCUCAUCAACAAGAAAGCAAUCGAUUACGUCGAGAGAAAGGGGUGGGGUCAAUGUGCAGUCGAAAGCGAAAACGAAACGUUGCGCAGGGAGUACGGGUGGCCCAGGGAGUACGGGCGCGUGGAGACUGCGCGUAUCCUCGUUUACGACCACCUCAACACCGUAAUGUCAGAGGACACUGGUGUACUCGCGUUGCACGAGCUCGAUGCCGACGAGUGGCUCGUCAAGGAGUACAAGAUCAAAACGCUAAGAUGUGGGACCCUUCCCGUUCAUGUCCAGAUUUGGAUUUUGUCAAAUUUGCCACGCACUCGGCUAUGAAAUGCAUCCGAGAGAAAUCCGUGUUUCUCCACGUGGAAGUGCCAGGACAGACCUACGAGGCGCCCGACUUGCCAGACGAUUACAAAUUUCCUUCCUUGGAUGACCUGGCACACGAAAUGGUGUCAGUCCUGCACUACUUCAAGAUUCCGUACUGCGUGGCCCUCGGGGAGGGUGCAGGGGCCAACGUCCUUGCCAGAUUGACGAUUAACAAUCCAGAGCUGGUCCUCGGCUCUAUCUUGAUACACUGCAAUGCGAUGGAGGCAAACAUGCUGGAACUCUUCAAUUACCGGGUUAUGUACUGGAACCAGACCAAUGAAAAGACAGCUCCACCUCUGGAACACUUCCUUGUUUUCCACAAAUUUGGAAAAGUCUUCUCAAAACUGCUGGAACAGAGCGGCUUUUCACAGAUCAUGAGUACAAACCCAGCCAGCAGCAAAAGCUCCGGAAAGGAUGUUGUCAUGGAAUACACAAAAAGUGGACAAAAGAUGAACAGGAAAAAUUCUUGCCUGUAUAUCAGCUCCUAUCUCACUCGAAGCGACAUAUCCAGCCUCCUGAAAGACCAUUGCAAAACAGACGUCCUGCUCGUGACAAGCAGCAACCCGAUUCAUGCCGACGUCACCCAGGCAAUGCACAGGAAGAUUGAUCCCUCAAAGGCCGCCCUCGUGUCCCUGGAUGACGUCGAGGAUAUCCUCACCGAAGCGCCCAAGAAGCUCGCUUACAGCCUCAUACUUUUCUGCCAAGGCCUCGGCUUACUGAGCUCGUUGCCAAUCACCAGCCUGACAUCUCUCAUGAAGUAGCUGCCCACAGAUUGACUCGUCGGAUUAGUUUUCCUGAACUAGGGCAUCUGUCACAGUCGCAUGUCCCGUACCGGUAAACAGAUAACCUGCCGUCUUAGCGAGGCAAGUAGCUGCUUUGUCACGACGGAUUUUAGGGGGGCCGGACUAAAUUUAGAUUUAAGUUGAAGCAUGCACAAAUAUUUCCACGCUCACUGACCCAUGGCUUACCAAUUGUGGUUUGCUCAAAACCUAAGACGAUGUCUCGCCCGCAUGCAAAAGGAGGAGUGUGGGCACAUUGCCUAUUCGUGAAGAUUUCCCCUAAUUUUGCUGCUCCAUCUCCAAUUCUCUGUCAACUCCCCAGGUCUUUUUCCCACGGCUCAUUGAAGCCUCUAAGACAAUUGUAGGUUUUGUGUUUACCCUAAUAGAAGGAAACCCGACAACGGCAUGUGAAUUGUUGUAGCUUUUGACCUCGUUCGGUAGCGGUCGACACUGUGCAAGCAUGACACAAGACCUAUUCCCAUAACCCACAAAGGGUCUGCACAGUCUGAAGGUGCAUUCGAGGACACUUGGCAAGUAUAGCAUACUGCACGUCGUGGAAUGUUUAUUUGCUACAUCCACUUCGUUUGCGCUGCCAGCUACAUGCUCCUAGAUUGGUUUUCGCCGGUGGCCCUGUGAAAAAGCACAACUAUCAGUGCAAGUGUUUCCAAGUGCACAACUUUAUAGGACAUAGCAACAUGUAAGAGAGUCAUUGAAACAUAAGCAAAAUGUGUACGAGACAGACAAGUGUUAAUAAAUUAGUCAGAGAUAGCAA
Messenger RNA from Ixodes scapularis (black-legged tick), 1932 nucleotides. RefSeq lists its product as uncharacterized. The record is from RefSeq and is a predicted model, not a curated record. The coding region runs from base 81 to 1142 and encodes 353 amino acids. Gene Ontology annotation, biological process: signal transduction. The transcript is spliced from 13 exons. Lineage: Eukaryota; Metazoa; Arthropoda; Arachnida; Ixodida; Ixodidae. Gene Ontology annotation, cellular component: cytoplasm.